This is a messenger RNA of Ctenopharyngodon idella (grass carp), 784 nucleotides long. RefSeq lists its product as uncharacterized. NCBI's taxonomy places the organism in Eukaryota, Metazoa, Chordata, Actinopteri, Cypriniformes, Xenocyprididae. Bases 209 to 724 code for a protein of 171 amino acids. The record is from RefSeq and is a predicted model, not a curated record. The transcript has 2 exons.
UCAUUUCACGCAGUGAUUUCACAGUGAAGCUCAGCUAGUUUGCGUGUCUAUUUCAGCUGUAGGCACUUGGAAAUGUUUGCUUAAUCGCUUUUAAAAACAUUUUUUUACUCCACGUUAUAAAAUAACGCGUUUUUAAGCUUUUAAAGUAUAAAUACUUGUUAUUUUCGUUAUACGUCAGUGGCGGGAAAGUGUUCUGUUCUCUCUGAGGAUGGUUCUAAUAAAGUUUCCCGCCGUGCUGUGUGUUGUGGCGCUGUUGUGUGAAUGGGUUCGGUUCGGUCUGGGGUGUUCGGGGCUGCUGCUGUGCCGCUCCUGCGGGCACGAGGUGGCGGAAGACACGGACCUGAGGUUCGUGCCCAGUCGCCUGGCACUAUCGCACCGGAACGACACGGUGAUCGGAGGGAAGCGCGUCGCCGUUCAGCUCUUCGAGAAUCCUCAAGGCUUCCAGUUUGAAGUCGUGACUUUUAAGAGAGCAGAUGUGCUGAAGCACUGGCCGGCGGACAGUCACUUCACAUGGUAUCCGGGUCACGCGUGGACCGUCGCCACCUGCCCGCGGUGCAAAACACACCUAGGUUGGGCGUUCCAGCCCAGUGACUGGCCCAGGACGGUGAACCGAGAAGAGUUCGAAGGUUCGGACCAGACGUUUGUGGCGCUCAUAGUUGACAGACUUCUGCAGGAACACUUUGCAUCCACACUGCUGAUGACACCAAAAUCUUUUAGAAGUUGACGAUUAACCAGACCACAUUUUAUGCGUUUCAAUAAAGAUAUUUUUAUGGGAAUUAUUUUA